Molecule: messenger RNA, 912 nt
Organism: Apaloderma vittatum (bar-tailed trogon)
Lineage: Eukaryota; Metazoa; Chordata; Aves; Trogoniformes; Trogonidae
Product: lysM and putative peptidoglycan-binding domain-containing protein 4-like
Source: RefSeq, a predicted model, not a curated record
AUGAGGCUGAAUGAGAGCCGGACAAGAUCCUUCCAGGCUCCUGUCACCAUCCACAAUUACCCGGGCAGGCAGGUGUAUGUGUUUCCCGAUGGCCGAUCUGACUCGGAAGAGUCAUCAGAGGAGGAACUCAACGUUAUGGAACUGCGGCCCAGGGGCAGGGAGCAGCAGCGAUGCAGCACUUCUCGGGACAGAGUUGGAGAUGUGGUACUUCUGGAACGAGAGAUUACGGAGGAUGAUAAUCUUAACAAGCUAGCCCUGCAGUAUGGCUGUAAAGUUGCAGAUAUCAAACGUGUCAACAACUUCAUCCGGGAGCAGGACUUGUAUGCACUGAAGUCCAUCAAGAUCCCCGUGAAGACCCACGGGCUCUUAACGGAGAAUGGCCGAGAGCUAAAGCCGCUCUCAGCUGCGCCCUCCCAGAGCGGCCUGACGCUGGUGGACUUACCGGAGCCUGAUGAUGGCGAGAGCUGCUCCGCUGAGGGCAGGCACCUCAGCGACUACUUCAAGGGGAUCGACAAGAGCAUUCAGGAUGCGGUGCAGGCAGAGGUCCAGCUAAAUGCAGAGUAUUGUGUGGAUGUACUGGAGAGGCCGCUGCCUGAGUCGGGGAAGCGGGAGAGCAGUAAUGGUGCGGACUGUGGAAUCCAGUGGUGGAAUGCGGUUUUUAUUAUGCUCCUGAUAGGAAUUGUCCUGCCAGUAUUUUAUAUCAUCUAUUUUAAAACACAAGGCCUGGUGGCCCAUACCUCCAACGCAACAGUAACCUCAAAUAUUUCAACAGAUAUAUUGGAAGGGAAAUUACCACAAAACUCAGUUGUAGAAAAGAAAUCCUAAGCAGGGGGGCAGCCAAGUACAGCCUCUCCUCUCGGCACUGCGGCCCUUAUGCCAGUGACUCUGACUCGAGUGCGUUCAGGGCAAUAA